This is a messenger RNA of Brassicogethes aeneus, 519 nucleotides long. The record is from the annotation of a GenBank genome assembly. NCBI's taxonomy places the organism in Eukaryota, Metazoa, Arthropoda, Insecta, Coleoptera, Nitidulidae.
UUCAAAGGCAAAAUGUCAAAUCCAGAAAAUUACAAAGAAGCAAAAUCCAUUUACGAAUUUUUUGCGAAUGAUAUAAAAGGAAAAGAAAUAUCGUUGGAAAAAUAUAGGGGGCAUGUGUGCAUUAUUGUAAACGUGGCUUCUCAAUGUGGUUUUACUAAAAAUAACUACGCUGAACUGGUGGAAUUGUUCAACCAAUACUCCGAAAGUAAAGGAUUAAGAAUCCUUGCGUUUCCUUGCAAUCAAUUCGCUGGUCAGGAACCUGGAGACAAUGUGCAAAUUUGCCAGUUUGUAAAAAAUUUAAAUGUUAACUUUGAUGUUUUUGAAAAAAUCAACGUUAACGGAGCGGAUACUCAUCCAUUGUGGAAGUUUUUAAAAUACAAGCAAGGAGGCACUUUGGGUGACUUCAUUAAGUGGAACUUCACAAAGUUUAUCGUCGAUGAAAAUGGACAGCCAGUGGAAAGACACGGACCAAAUACUGAUCCAAAGGAUUUAUUAGAAUGUUUGGAAAAAUAUUGGUAA